Mercurialis annua (annual mercury) is the source of this 2078-nucleotide messenger RNA. Its product is annotated as protein disulfide isomerase-like 1-6. The transcript is spliced from 12 exons. Gene Ontology annotation, biological process: protein folding; response to endoplasmic reticulum stress. The coding region runs from base 40 to 1818 and encodes 592 amino acids. The record is from RefSeq and is a predicted model, not a curated record. Gene Ontology annotation, cellular component: endoplasmic reticulum. Gene Ontology annotation, molecular function: protein disulfide isomerase activity. Lineage: Eukaryota; Viridiplantae; Streptophyta; Magnoliopsida; Malpighiales; Euphorbiaceae.
AAGUUGAGGAGUUUUUUUUUAUCCUUUACUCGUUUCUUUAUGCACGUGAAGAAUUUAAUGCUCAAAUUAACUCUCACUUCUCCACUGAUUAAGGAAGAUCUCCAGAUUCAAACCGCUUUACAAAGAACCCGUAAAACCCACCACUCCAUCUCUCUCAAAGCUUCAAUCUUUCACCAAAUUCUCAAUCCCCAAUUCGAAAUCACCAUGCUUUACAAAUCAAGAUUCAUCUUCCUAACCCUCACCAUCUUCUUCUUGCUCACAUUUUCAACCACAACACAAGAACAACAAGAAUCAAAAGUUGACCAUGAAACUGCCAACAAUGAAGAUGAUGACAAUGAAUUAAUGGAGCUCAUAGCCAUUGAUGAAGAGGGUAUAGAUGAGCAAGAUCAAGAACACCAAGAAGAGCAGCAAAAAGAAGCUGAAGUUCUCUCAAAAGCUCAAAGAAUUGUUCUUGAGUUGAAUACUGAGAGUGUUAAUAGGGUGAUUGAUGGGAAUGAGUAUGUUUUGGUUCUUGGUUAUGCACCUUGGUGUCCGAGAAGUGCUGAGCUUAUGCCUCAGUUUGGUGAGGCUGCUAAUAGGCUUAAGGAGCUUGGGAGCUCUCUUGUGAUGGCUAAACUUGAUGCUGAUCGCUACCCGAAAGCUGCUUCGGUUCUUGACGUUAAAGGGUUUCCUACUUUGCUGCUUUUUGUUAAUGGGACUUCUCUGGUUUACUCUGGUGGAUUCUCUGCGGAGGAUAUAGUGAUCUGGGCUAGAAAAAAGACUGGUGUGCCGGUUACUAGAUUAAGCUCGAUUUCUGAGGCAGAGGAUUUUCUUGAGAAGUACCACAUGUUUGUUCUUGGUGUCUUCGAGAAAGUUGAGGGACAUGAACAUAAAGAAUUUUUAAAAGCUGCAGUCUCUGAUAAUGAAAUCCAAUUUGUUGAAAUAAGUGACCUCACUGUUGCUAAAGUUCUCUUUCCAGAUAUCAAAUCUACUAAUUUCAUUGGACUUGUUAAAAGUGAGCCUGAAAGAUACACUGCAUACGAAGGGACUUUUGAUAUGGAGAAUAUAUUACAGUUUUUGGCACAUAACAAGUUUCCAUUGGUGACCUCACUAACUGAACUAAAUUCAAUCAGAGUUUUUUCCAGUCCCAUCAAGCGUCAGGUUAUUGUUUUUGCACAGGCUGAUAAUUUCAAGGAUCUUCUUGAACCGCUCCAAGAGGUUGCGAGGAAGUUCAAAUCAGAGAUAAUGUUCAUAUAUAUAGACAUUGAAGAUGAAAAUCAAGCAAAGCCUCUCUUAACUUUAUUUGGGCUUGAAGACUCAGAAGAAACCCUGGUGGCUGCAUUUGAUAAUAAGAUGAAUUCAAAGUAUUUGUUAGAGUCAGAUCCAUCUCCAAGCAAUAUAGAAGAUUUCUGUUUAGGGCUUCUCCAUGGCAGUCUGUCAACUUACUACAAAUCACAACCAAUACCUGAUAACAAAGAUGCAAGUAUUCAGAUAAUUGUAGGGAAGACUUUUGACGACUUGGUGUUGAGCAGUCCCAAGAAUGUUCUUCUGGAGGUAUAUACACCUUGGUGUAUCGCUUGCGAGUCUACGAGUAAGCAGAUCGAGAAGUUAGCAAAGCAUUUUAAAGGUUUGGACAGCCUUGUUUUUGCAAAGAUCGAUGCUUCUGCAAAUGAACAUCCCAAACUGCAGGUAGAGGAGUAUCCAACACUUCUAUUUUAUCCAGCAGUCGAUAAAGCAAAUCCGAUCAAGCUGUCAGCAAAAUCCAGCUCAAAGGAGUUGGCAGCCACCAUCAACAAACAUUUAAAAAGCAAAGAGGAAGUCGCCAAAGACGAAUUGUAGAAAUAUGUAAUGAUCAACAGUAAUAGACAUAACUACAGAGUGAAGAGAUGGAGCUGAAUGAGUUUCUGCAUUACAACACGGAGGACAAUUUCGCGUAAGUCGUUGGAGUAAUCAAUAUUGCUUGCAUUUUUGUUUAUACAGUUCUUUUUCAAGUUAACACAAUAGUAAGAAGCCUUGCAUAAUAAAGCACAUUACAUAUAGAUACUCUAUUUAUACUAACUAUAAAUACUAAGUGAUACAUCAUUUUUUUCCUUCUUGAA